Molecule: messenger RNA, 3033 nt
Organism: Klebsormidium nitens
Lineage: Eukaryota; Viridiplantae; Streptophyta; Klebsormidiophyceae; Klebsormidiales; Klebsormidiaceae
Source: the annotation of a GenBank genome assembly
AUGCUCCUCGUCCCAGACUUGGUGAUCACGAACCUAAUGGAGGGUUUCAUCUGUGGGCCUUGCCGUGCGCCAUUCUCGCCACCACCUGCGACGCUCAGUGGGAUUGUGUUUGAGCUUGAGAGCAUGCCUGUGGUUGGAGAUGGUACACGAUCUGCCAAGGUUUUUGCUUCAGUCAGCGAGCGGGAUCGCAAGGGCCUGGAUAGGGUGGCAAGCCUCUUCUCUUAUGGGUCAUUGGGAAACCUCGUGAGCGCUGUUGGGUCGGGGGGUUUGCUGCGAAGGGUGCAGCAGCUGGCUGCAAACGAGUUCCUCAAUCAGUCCAGGGCUCAGAAUGAGGGUUUGAGGAGGGAGAGAGAUGCAGCCCGCCAGGAAGUGUUCGCAGCUCAGAAAGAGAAGGAGGCUGCAAGCGAGCUCGCUGGAAAGUGGCAAAGCGUGUGCGGGGAAUUGGAGGAGACGGGGAAAGCCCGUUUGGCAGAGGUCCAGCACGAGUUGUGGCGAUGCAAGGCCGACUUGGAUGACAUAAAUACAAGGUUUGAGACGGCGAGCAAGGAGCUCCGAGUAGCAAAGAAAGAGCUGACUGCAGUUCGGAAGGCUGGGGGGGCGCAGAAGGCUGUGAUCAAAGACCUAAGGGAGAAGCAAUCACAGCGCACUAAGCAAGAAAAAAGCAAGGUGUGGUUGAAGGCGGAGAUUGCGAGACUGUCUCAGAAGCUAAGCGGUCAAGAGCGUGGCGGAGCUGUGGCAGUAGCGGCGAUUGGGCCGUUGGGGAAGAGGCGGCGGAAAGCGCGGGUGCUCAACCCUGCACGGCGGGCGCAGAAUGACCGGAAUACGAAAGUGCGGGAGGCACUAGUGGGAGCUCUUGCCAAAGUCAGGGACGCGGUGGGGACCGGAGAAAACCCGCGGGAGGAUGAGAAGCGGGCCCUGGAGGCUGUGGCGAAGGCGCUGGCAGUGAAGUCUGGGAAGAAGCUCAUCACAGCUCACCCCGAAUUGCUUGUGCCGGAGCGGGUGGGUAAGAAGUUGCGGGAGGAAGGGGAGAAGGAGGUGGUUGCGUGGAUGAGGAACCCUGCGCGGUGGCUGAAAAUGAUGGAUGUUGGGGACAUCAGUUUCAGUCGCGCUGACAAGUUGACUGUGGCGUUUCCGCUGGGUUCCAAGCCCCCGAACAAGGACAUCAUCUUGGAGAAGAAGGUCCUGAACGCAGUGAUGCAGCAAGUGAACCCUAUCUCUCCUACCCCCGGGGGAAAUGGGCACCAGUUUGGGCUUGCACGAGGGGUUGAGCUUGUGCUCCCGCUGUGGUUGGACGAGAUGAAGAAGGCAGGGAAGGCGGUGCGGGUCAACUGGGAUACCAAGAAGGGAAAGAUAUUGAUUGCCUGGACAAUGGAUGCGAGGACGCGGAACCACCGCGACUUCAACACCUUGGUGUUCCUUGCCAAGGAGGACGGCCUGGAGUUCCUGUGGCAGUCCCGGAGAUGGGUGUUCACACAUGCUGAGAUACGGGGCAAGGACAACCGGAAGAACAUUGAGGGUGACCUUAAGCCUGCGCUACAGGAGGUUCAGGAACUGUACAACGGCAAGACAAUUACGAUAAAGCUCAGAGACCCCGAGACUCUGGAGCUGGUCGCUGUCGAGAUGACCUUCAAGGUCCUCAUCCCUGGCGACAUGUCGAUGCACUGGUCCCUCUUCCAAGAGGGUGGUGGCCGGGGAGGGCGUGAUGCUCGUCCUUGCGGGCGGUGCAAUUGCACCAAGGAGGACCUCGGAAAAGCAUUUGAGCGGUACGAGAUCAAGGAGGGGGAAACCUUGGAAGAGAUUUCGAUUCGCCUCCGAUACUCUUCCGAAUUCCUGCGUGAGAUUAAUCCGCCUCUAACCAACCCCAUGGAGUUAGUAUACAGGAAGUUCCAAAAGCCGCUCCCUGCGCCGGCGCAACCGGAGCCGCCAGUUCAGCCACCCGCAAAGCGGAAGAAGAAAGGUGGUCCUCCGCCGCCCCCUCAAACUGUCGAGUGGGCUCCCACGAUCUCGCUGGACAGGGACAGUCUGCCGGACGACAAACAACCCAUUGGAGCGGGGUUUAUCCGCGUCUUCAUCAGAUGGGCAAUGAACCGCGAGUGCCCGCACGCGUUCCUGAAGGUCGAGCACGAGGAUGCUCCGUUCUGCUCCGAGCACAUGACGGCUCGGGUGGUCGAGAACUUCCUGAAGUGGGUGCACACACGUGCUCAAGAACGGGCGCAAGUCGACGAGAUCAACGCAAGGUGGAAGGCCUUGAAGAUCAACUACGCUAUCAGGAAGAAGCCUCAGGGCGCCGGGGAAGGAUACAAGGACCCUAGUUGCAAAGGGAAGGUGGCUCGGGACCUCCUGCACAAGGUCGAGGAGUGGCUGCCCCUGCUGUUGAAGCCCGGCGAGGACCAGAUUCUGGAGAUCUGGCAACUCUUCCGCCGGAUGGUUGCGACAGCGCGGGCGUAUCAUCCAAACCAAUCCCAGAUUCAGGAGUUUCGAACGGAUGCUGCCCGGCUUUUCGUCCUGCACCGUCUGCGUCUCACGGACGAAAAUUUUGCAUACUACAUCCACACAGUCUGUUGUCACGGUUAUGAGUAUCUGCUUCGGUGGGGUCUUGGCCGCGUGAUGCAGGAAGCUGUUGAGGCUGAGCACCUGGACAAGGACAAGAUCGUCGAGGGCACCUUCCAGGGCGGGAAUCCGGGGAACCCGUACCUGAGGAAGUCCAAGGGCGAGGACGGCCGAUGGCACUAUGACAAAGACGGCCCUCGAAAAGAAAUGAAGAAACAACACAUCACGGAGUACGUGAUGCAGAAGACAAACCGGCUUUUGUACUAUCGAUUAAGUCACUACUGGGAUCAAACGUGGUUAGCCGAUCUGUUCAGCCAGCUUAGAGCGAAUCUCGCUGCAUUUGAGACCGUCUCGCAACGGGAUGUCGAGGCAGAUAUAGAUGACGAUGACGAGCUUCUGGAGGCCGUCCUCAACGAGGAGGAGGAAGAGGCAAGUCGGAGGGCCCGUGAUGCCGACAUGUUUGAUCUGACAUUUGCACCUUAA